Messenger RNA from Hyposmocoma kahamanoa, 1744 nucleotides. It is a transcript of the gene Vta1, whose product is annotated as vacuolar protein sorting-associated protein VTA1 homolog. The transcript is spliced from 4 exons. NCBI's taxonomy places the organism in Eukaryota, Metazoa, Arthropoda, Insecta, Lepidoptera, Cosmopterigidae. Gene Ontology annotation, cellular component: multivesicular body. Gene Ontology annotation, biological process: late endosome to vacuole transport via multivesicular body sorting pathway. The record is from RefSeq and is a predicted model, not a curated record. The coding region runs from base 11 to 955 and encodes 314 amino acids.
CUAAUGCGAAAUGGCAAAUAUUCCUGAAUGUCCAACAAGCUUGAAAAGCAUUCAGCAUUAUCUGAAGACGGCUGCUGAACAUGAUGCCAGGGACCUGGUGGUCGCGUACUGGUGCAGACUUCAUGCUUUACAAGUCGGACUCAAAACCCUCAGCAGUAAGAAAACUCCAGAAGAAACUAAAAUGCUGAUGGCUCUGAUGGACUGGCUAGAAGUAGCAAAAAAAAAUUCCAAAGAUAAUGAUGCAAUCACCAAUGAAGUGGCAGCACAAGCUCAUCUUGAGAAUUAUGCACUUAAACUCUUUCUCUAUGCGGAUAAAAUGGACAGAGAAAUGAAUUAUGGAAAAAAUGUAGUAAAGGCAUUCUACACAGCUGGUAUGAUUUAUGAUGUUCUGACCACAUUUGGAGAGCUGACUGAUGAGGCUGUACAGAAUAGAAAAUACGCUAAAUGGAAAGCAGCUUACAUUCACAAUUGCCUUAAAAAUGGGGAAACUCCUGUACCGGGUCCCAUGCAAUCAGAAGAAGGUGAAUCUAGUGAGGUUGGUUUCAAUGUCGAUCCACCACCAACUGUGACAACACCACCCGAAGAACCGCAGACACCAGGGAAUCAACCAAGCCCGCCACCACCAACCACCACAUCAUCUAACAACAGCAACAGUCUGCCCGAUCCCAACGUGGCGAUGCGUGCCGCUGAGCGAUUACCUCCUAUACCAUAUACCCCUGACCCCAAUCCUGGUGGCUUUGUCCCUUACGACCCGACCCAGCAGCCACCCCAAACUACCCCAUUUUACGGCGACAGCUCAGGCUCCGUAGCUCAGCUUACCCCAGACCAGAUAACAAAAGCACAGAAAUAUUGCAAGUGGGCUAGUAGUGCACUCAACUAUGAAGAUGUUAAAACCGCAAUCAAUAAUCUCAGGAAUGCAUUGGAAUUGUUGCAAACAGGACGUGACCCAGCUUGAAUCUUUUAUAACUAUUUGGAUUAACGUAUGGUUUUGUUAAUCUUUUGUUAAAAUAAUAUCUAUAAAAUAAUGAAUAUUAAGAGUACUAACCACAAGCCUAGAUUCAUACACACUAAAUGGUAUGGCUAGAUUUCAAAAUUAUUGGUUUUUUUAACUAUAAUUACAUUGAAUUCGUCAAAUUAUAAUACAUACUUAAUGCAUUAUCUUACGAUAUCAGUAUUUAAAAUUGCACUUUCAAACGUUGUUCACGAAAUACCUAGUUAAUUAGUGUCUUGUAGUAGAGAAGAUAGCCCAAAAUCUAACCAAUUAUUACGUUAUAUUGUAAAGAUUUAGUCCAAAUGCAAGGAAUAACAUAAUAGUACAGUAAUUAACUGGAGUUAAUAGUACACGUAACACGUAACGUAUAUUAUCGCGAUAUGUAGUGCCUCGUUGGUGCUUCACAUUUUGUAUAUAGGGGUAAAAAUAAACUUAUCGGUAACUCGGGGAAGAAUUAAGUAUCGACCAUAGAAUAAAUAAAAUAUGUGACUAUAAGGUACAGCGUUUAUAAAUGGGUAUAAAGAUUACCGCCUAACCGCAGACACGGCAUACGGAAAUCAAUAUGGAUAAUUUAUUUCUAACAACGGUACUAUAGUUGUUUUUUGUAUGCAACCAUUGACUUACAAAGUCAAUGUAUGCAACAAACAUUAAUCAGUAGUUUAAUACAUAUAUUUCCUGCAUUCUAUGAUCGACACGUAAUUUUUUUACCAAAUUUCACUGGUGCACUUUUUUCUUCGACCUGUAUAAAUUGUA